Molecule: messenger RNA, 1793 nt
Organism: Sitodiplosis mosellana (orange wheat blossom midge)
Lineage: Eukaryota; Metazoa; Arthropoda; Insecta; Diptera; Cecidomyiidae
Exons: 3
Coding region: 9-875 (288 amino acids)
Source: RefSeq, a predicted model, not a curated record
AUGUGUACAUGGACGGUACAUUCUCGGUGGUGCCAGUCAUUUUCAAACAACUCUAUACGAUCCACGGUCGGUACAAAGGCCAUCACGUGCCGCUUGUUUACGUUUUGACAUCCGACAAAAAAGAAGAAACAUACAACGCGAUCCUCCGCGCUUUGUUGGACAUUGAGCCGAAAAUCAACCCGACUGAUUUUAUGACAGAUUUUGAAAAGGGGGCCAUGAAUGCGGUGCAGCGAAACUUCCCAAUGGCUGAAGUUCACGGUUGCUUCUUCCAUUUCACACAGAACAUCUGGCGGCACAUACAGUUGGUUGGACUGCAAACUGUUUACAACGACAAUGCAGAUUUUGCUUUCCAGUUCCGAUUGAUAAUCGCUCUCGCAUUUUUACCAACCGACUGUGUAUCUGAUGCGUACGAUGAACUGAUCACCACGGAAUUCUUCAAUGGUCCAAACGUACACAAAGACGCAAUUGAAGAACUGCUGACAUACUUCCAAAGUACAUACGUUUAUGACUUUGAUCGUUUUGGAAAGAAGAAACCACCGCUCUUCCCUCCGGCUUUAUGGAACGUCUAUGGGUUAAUACUUUCAGGUUUCCCCCGGACAAAUAACCACUGCGAAGGUUGGCACAACCGCAUCGCCGCGAUGUGGGGUACUCAUCCAAGCAUUUUUACCUUCAUCAAUGGUAUGAAACAAGAACAGGAUAUGCAAGAGCUCGAAAUGGCACGAAUCGAAGCAGGCAAUGAGGCGGCUGCACGUCGGAAAACUUAUGUUCAAAGUGACAAGCGAAUCAUUGAACUGGUGAAGCAAUUUGAUGCUGACAUACACGACGGGUCAUACCUUCCUUACCUCAAAUCGAUCGCUCACAACGCCCGGUUCUGAAAAUUCAUUUUUUUAGCGCAAAAAUCAUCGGUUUAAACAAAAAACGACAAAUCAUUCAUGAAUUUUGCAUACAAUUUGAAAUGAUUCGCAAAGUCGAAGUCAACGAUUUAAAUUGUUGAUGAUUUCCUAUUUUUGUGUGAUGUGUUUUAUAAAAAUAGUCUGAAAAAAUACUUAUUGCUUGAAAAAACACAAGAAAAAAAACAAACAUAAGAAAGAUUUGUUGUUUGUUAAAUGGAACAAAUCAGUUUUUUUGAAAUUUUCAAUCGCUUUUCAAACUAGAAAAAAUUAUAGCAAACAAUACUUAGACUAGCUUGGAGUUUACUCAAACCACAGAAAGAAAAACGAACAAUUUCCAAAUCGAAUAAUAUAUAAUAUCAUGAAUUUGGUUCGAAAAAAUUCCUUUCCAUCGUUCAGAUUUUUUUAAACUUGAAUUCAUAUGUACACGAAAUCGAGUCGAGUUACAGAGUAGUUUAAUCACAAAAAGUGCACAAUAAAACCAUGUGGUCUUUUUAAAUAUACAGCUGAAUUUGAAUUGAAGCAAUUUCAAUUUCAUUCGAGUCUAAAAUCGGAACAAAAUAUACAUGUAUACUAUUUCAUAUAAACGAAAGCACCACACAAAGAAUAGAAUUCUUUUUCAUUUUAUGUUUAUUCUUAAAACUCGUUUGAUUAUUUAAUACAAUGAGACAAUUUGAUAAAAAAAUCAAAAUCGGAUACAUUCAACACUUUUUGAUCAUUUUUCAUUGUGAAUAAAUGGAAAAAAUCAGAAUUGUCGCUGUUUUUUAUUACGAAGAAGAAGAAGUAGAGUAUGGUUUUUUUAUUCUGCGUGUCUGCUGUGAGUAUUUGAGCGCAAAUUGAACGGACAGUGGUAAACUCAUUUUCAUUUGAAAAUUUGUGAAAUGUUUGUCAUUCGAUGCAUUG